UCUACCAGACCUCAGGAUGAAGCUGUUCACAGGCCUCAUUUUCUGCUCCUUGGUCCUGGGAGUCAGCGGCAGCGGCAGCGACAGCGACAGCGACAGCGACAGCGGCAGCCGCAGCUGGUUUUCAUUCGUAAGAGAGGCUUAUGAAGGGGCCAAGGACAUGUGGCGAGCCUACUCUGACAUGAAGGAAGCCAACUGGAAAAACUCGGACAAAUACUUCCACGCUCGGGGCAACUAUGACGCUACCCAAAGGGGGCCUGGUGGUGAAUGGGCUGCUGAAAAGAUCAGUGAUUUAAGAGAAAGUCUUCAGAGUUUCUUUGGCAGAGGAGACGAGGACACCAUGGCUGACCAGGAAGCCAACAGAUGGGGUCGCAGUGGCAAAGACCCCAAUCACUUCAGACCAAGAGGCCUGCCUGACAAGUACUGACUUCCUCCUCACUCUCUCAGGA
Molecule: messenger RNA, 446 nt
Organism: Jaculus jaculus (lesser Egyptian jerboa)
Lineage: Eukaryota; Metazoa; Chordata; Mammalia; Rodentia; Dipodidae
Product: serum amyloid A-5 protein-like
Exons: 4
Coding region: 17-424 (135 amino acids)
Cellular component (GO): extracellular region
Source: RefSeq, a predicted model, not a curated record